Lethenteron reissneri (Far Eastern brook lamprey) is the source of this 3689-nucleotide messenger RNA. Its product is annotated as ATM interactor-like. The record is from RefSeq and is a predicted model, not a curated record. Lineage: Eukaryota; Metazoa; Chordata; Hyperoartia; Petromyzontiformes; Petromyzontidae. Gene Ontology annotation, molecular function: transcription cis-regulatory region binding; DNA-binding transcription factor activity, RNA polymerase II-specific. Gene Ontology annotation, biological process: positive regulation of transcription by RNA polymerase II. Gene Ontology annotation, cellular component: nucleus.
CGCGCGCGCGUAGCACAGCAACGACGGCGCGGACAACCCGACAUUGUCCAUCGACACGACGAGUUCGACACCGAGAGACAGGCGCACGGAGACAACACGUGGGAGAGAUACAACCUACAGACACGUAGAGACACUGGCAGACACUUCACUGAGAGAGACACACAGACACGUCAGGGAGCGAGACACACCGCUACACGGACUCCAGUGGGCCCGGAUUCAGUCUUCGGGGUCAGAACAUCGGAAUCAGUCUUCGGGGUCAGAACAUCGGAAUCAGUCUUCGGGGUCAGAACAUCGGAAUCAGUCUUCGGGGUCAGAACAUCGGAUUCAGUCUUCGGGGUCAGAACAUCGGAUUCAGUCUUCGGGGUCAGAACAUCGGAAUCAGUCUUCGGGGUCAGAACAUCGGAAUCAGUCUUCGGGGUCGGCCGGUUCGGUUCGGCCCCGGGUUGAAGAUCGUCCCGAGGAUCGUGUGUGUGCUGGAGGCCGCUGGCAUGACGGCCGCAAGGGGCCCUGUGCCUGGUGAGGCCGCGGGGCAGGUCUCGGUGCUGGUGGUGCCCUCGGCGCAGGAGUUGGGCCGCGCGGUCCGCACCGACAUCGCGUGCCCCGUGCCGCGGUGCGGCCGCGCCCUGCCCAACGAACCCGCGCUUCGCAUGCACCUGGACAAGGCGCACGGCGUGAGGGAGGGCCCACAGCCGUCCGACAGACCGUCCCGCUCGUCAGAUGGCCGACCCAAGCUAUACUGCUGCCCUGUGCAAGGCUGUCCCAGAGGGCCAGGGAGGCCAUUCCCCCAGUUCUCCCUCGUGCGGCAGCACUACCUGAAGAUGCACGCGGAGCGGACGCACGAGUGCGGGGUGUGCGAGCGCCGGUACAGCACGCGCGCCGACCUGCGGCGGCACCAGGGCGACUGUGGCCGAGUGUUCAGCUGCUCCUGUGGCUGCCCCUACGCCAGCCGCACCGCACUGCUCUCCCACGCCUACCGCACCGGCCACGUGUUGCCGGAGGAGCACAGAGUGCCGCCCGGGCGCAAACGAAAGCUGGAGAGCCAGUCCAGCGUGCAAACCCCCAUGAGGGUGGUGUCGGUCACGCAGCAGCCCGAUGUUUACGCCGGUGACUCCACCCCCACGGCGCAAGACAUGGCGGCGGUACUACCACAGCAGAAGCCCGCCCCGGCGAUCGACAAAUCUUCCCCGAAGACGCCGGACGCCUGUCCGCCGGCGCCGAUCCCCUCUCCUGCGCGCGCCGCUCAGCAAGGCCCGUCCAUCGCCGCAGAUCAGGUGCGGGCGGCGGUCGCGCCGAGGGCGAGAGGGAGGUGCGUGGAGCAGCAUGCUGUGCGUGCAAAGGUCGCCUCCUCGAAACCGAAGUGCGAGAGCGACCCGCUGCCCACGCCGCCACCGCCACUAGCGCCGUCUGCUCCGUUGAGAACACCGUCCAAACGGUUGCUACUGCCCAAGCCGAGUGCGGUGCUGCUGAAGCUCUCGGUGACUCAGCGGGGGGCGGCGGCCCUGCUCGGCCACAGAGAGGGCAGCUCCAUCAAGCCCGUGGUGGUCGCCGUGGAUGAGGCGGGCACUAUCGUGAGCACGCUGGCGCUCGUCCCUGGCGCGUUCGGCGGCGCCAACGCCAAGGGCUCCAAGGGAGUUGGCGCUGUUUUGGACCUCGAUGGCAAGCAUUGUUUGCAGCCAGUCUCCACCGUAUCUAAUGCGUCACCGAAAGCGAUUACGUGCGAAGCUCAGACCGAGGUGUGCAUCAAUGAUAUCUAUGGUGCCUCUAACCCAUAUUCUUCAGCCACGAACACGUACUCACAUCCGCUGAAUUUCUUGGUCAGUGCAAAUGCGCAAACCGAUGUUAGCUUCACCGCCGUGGGUUCCGCGUCGAAUAGCGUUUGCACGCAAACUCAGCACAAUCCUCAAAGAACGACGUCCAGCUUUGCGGUACAGACGGAUUCAGGGCAAGACCAAAUACAAAUCACUAAGGUGACAGAGAAGCAAUUAAUUCCCAACGUUGCAUCGUGGGAUCCGAAUAGCAGAAAUAUUUCCUUGGGUCCAAAGCUUAGUGGUGGUACGUAUGACAUUUCAACACCGUGUAACGCUGGCAUAUUUGUUGGUGACAAUAACUCAACGGUGCUCGGCCUACUCAAGGAUCCUUCCAUGUACAACACUUUACACGCCAUGGCUAUGCUCGGCCAGGGUCUCAAGCUGAAUCAGUUGAGCACCCUCGAAUCGGUUGUUUGCGACAGGGCGACUGCGCCUGAAAAUACGAACACAGAUCCGAGCCAGAUGCGCGCUGGCUGUGCCAGCGGCGUGGACACGGAGACGCACACCCACGACUUUGAGUUGUACCUGGAGCAGCUGCUGUCGGGGGCGGCGCUCCCAUCCCACUCGCGAGACCGGGGUGACCACUGCAUCGCGCCCGGCACGCUGGACACGUCCGCCCAGACAGACACGUCGCUGGUGGCGCCGAACUCCGUAGCCCCCGAUAGCACGAGGGUGGACGGGGCUACCCAGACGUCGAUGAUGCUCGUAGACGACUUCAACAUGGAAAUGUUUGACAGUUACACCCAGACCGACCUGGAGGUUCUCUUACAGGACUCCUCCCUGGAAUUCCCUGCAGUCCGAGCUGGGUUUUCUGGAAACUGUGCUGAACUGCUGGAUACUCAGACCCAAACUGACCUUGGAAACUUUCUAGAGUACGCCUCUAGGCUGCCUGAGAGCCAAAUGACUUUUGCGUGCAACAGUGCCCUCAACACGGAGACACAGACCGACUUGUUUUUGCAGCGAGGGUCCUCCAUGGCGUGCCCUGAUUCUAUCGACCUCAAGGGCGAGAUGCUUGCACACCCCUCCAUGAUGCGGGCGGAUGUGCGCAGAGAUUCCUCGUUCUCCACCGACGACUCGGCAGGAGACAACGCACUGAGGCUGGACUUCACGUCGAGCUGUGUGCCUCUGCACAUUCAAACCCAGACGGAGCCCGGUGCGCCGCAGGAACAAGUCGCGUCAAUUCCCGAGCUCGACACUCCCGUGAUGAACUUCUCGGCCGAGUCCGGCUCGCUUUCCGGAGAGACACGGGCGGGAGGCAGCUCCCGCGCUCCUCUGAGCUCGGCCGAGACCCAGACGCCCCGCAACGACCUCGACGAUUUCUUUUUCACCAGCAUCGAGACGCAGACCAUGGAGGACGACUUCCUGCUCUCGGAUCUGGACUUCGGAGGCAUGGAGACGCCCUUCGGGUCCAUCGACGCACAGACCUCGCCAGGAUACGGCUCCUCGGCCGAGAGCGAGGAGUCGCACGCGGGGUCCAGGGCAGGCGCCAAGGCCGAUGUGCCCUCCAUUUUCCAGCACUUCCACUUUUAAUGCCGGCCGAUGGCGCUGGUUCAGCCACCCCGCGCGCAACGUCACUAGUGCGUUACUCGUGUCUGGUCAAUGGUGCCCACUCCAGCCCCCCUCCCCCCUCCUCCCACCAUGGCAGCUGUCGAGCAAUGUAAACGAUCCGUGUCUGAGAUGCCGUGGUGAAAUCAUUAAUAGUGAAUGCCACCCUCAGGGCAGUGGGGACCUGGUUUGUGUUACAGUGGCGCCACGCUACGACACCUCCGCCUGAUCCUCGGAUUCCCAGACGACGACGAUGCUGCUGCUGCAGGGAUGUUGCGGAUCCCCGAUAAAGUCGAAUCGGUGUUCCAUGUGAAGUUAAUUUAUUUGCACUUUGGG